AAAAUUUCAAACAAUCGUAAACAUCUCUCGGGGAAACGGCGAUCGUUUUUUUGUGGUGUCGUGAAUAAACGAUUAUUUCUCUUAAUUUUAUCAUAUUUUUGCAUUAGUUGUUUACUGGAAAGUUUUAAUAAAGCGUGAAAUCAAUAUAUACGAUAACAAUAAGUUUGAAAACUUGAAAAUGUGGACGAAUUUUGAGCUGGUGUCGGUCGAAGAUGAAACAUUGAACAGUGCUUUCUGUUCCAACGGUUUGUUCCGGAUUUCCAGUGAUGAAUUGGUUCAAACGAAUCCACGCGUAACUGGGAUUCUGCAGAAUCGGCGCAUGAUCUUGUCGAUCGACAAAGCGUUGGUUCUCUUUCAGGAUGAGAAUCGAUGCAACGAAGGGAACAUCCUGGACGUUUCGCAUGAUAUCGAGUGCAUUGCCGCUUCCGAAAGUGGCGAUUUGGUGGUUUGUGGCCUCUCCAAUGGAACGAUCACUGGAUUCCAUGUGCGUGGAGCCAAUUUGUUUAGUUUGGGAAUCCAUCCGGAUGAUUGUAAUCCUGCGGGAAACACGUUCGUCGAAAUUCGUCAAGUGAAUGGCACUUAUUACGUCCAGUGCAAUCGAGGCCCGGUUUAUCAGAUCCUGAUCGACGAGUCCAAGGUUAAUGAUACCAUGAAGCAGCUGGAUUGCAGUGGCAUGGAUGGUACCUUGAAUUUCGAAGAUUGCGUCGUGGUGAAUCGGAUUCUGGAGAAGCAUCUACGGGAACCGAUUACGAGCUUCGUUCCGAUGACAAGCUACGAGCUGGGGAGCGACUUGUCUUAUCCGCUGAUGAUGUCCACCAGUGCCGAAUCAAUCUACUUCCAAGGGGCUGAAGGGUUUGAAAAGAUACCGCUGAAGCCGGAAUACUGCGGCAUCCGGAAGGUGCUGAAUUUGGUCCAUUGCUACAUUGCGUUGACCAACAGCGGCCAGAUAUUCGAGAUUUCGUCAAUUAUUAGACUGAAUGCUGAUAUACCACUUCCUUACAAAAUAGACGAUAUAAUUAUAAUGGAAUGUACUGCAGAUGUUAUAGAGCUGUUGCUGCUAACGAAACCGGAUGUAAAUGGAACUCGGUUCAUGAAGAUUGUGGAUUUCCCAUCAAUGGAAUGUAAGUACGAGUUGGACAUGAAUGAGUACGUCUGGCUAGUCCAGCAGCCCAAAAGUGCAGUAAACAUCUACUACAUAACCGGAAACUCGUACGACAAACAGUAUGUGCAAGAGGUGGAAAUGAAGAUUUUGUCCGAAACGCAGCCUUCUCUUCGGUUGGACAAACUCAUUCGUAAGGGACGCCUGGAAGAGGCGGAAGAAUUCGCCAAACAGUUCGAUCUGAGCCUUCAACUGAUUCAUCAGGCAAAGGUUCGGAGUUUCCUGGCUCAAUUGGCCACUAGCAAACACCCGGAUAGCGACGAACAGCAGCAGACUUUCGCCAAAAUGAUGGAAGUCCUGAAGAUGAUCGACGAACCUGCCUUUUUCGUUACUGUUCGCAUGGCGGCCAUCCCGGAGCGGAAUAUGAAGCGACAGUUUUUGAAAUUUCUGCUGGAUAAAGUAGAUAAAUCCUGCCAUGAAGCAACGGAGAUCAACGAACAGCUGCUAAGGCUGGACACCCUCAAGCUCAUCGAUCCCUACGAAGUGGACUCCGAGUGGCAAAAUUUCAUAUACCAUCGAAAUCUGACCAAGCAUUGCAUUGAAUUGUUCAAAACAGAUAUGCCAUCCGCUUGCCUAAUCUGGUCCCGACACAUUUCGUCGAUUAUCCUUAACAUGGACGCGUUGAAAAUCAGCAGUCUGCUGAAAUCCAUCCCGGAGGACACGCCUCCUUUGGAUCUGAUUCAGUGGCUGAUGCAUUUUGUACCUCCGAUUCUGCAACACCUGCCGCAAAUGAUGCGAAUUCUGGUUACCUUUGUCAUCGGGAAAACGAAGGCUCUUCAAUUUGCCCCAUUCUGGCCAAAGGUCGGCUUGACCUUUAUCGAUGACGUUAUAGCCAUCUUCAAAGACGUAAAGUUUCCCAUAAUGGACAUGAGAUUACAGUACGAAACGAACAUGGAAGAAAUGCAACAACUUAGUGAUGCUCUCAACGACCUUACUUUGCUUAAGGAAAAGUUUAACCUAAGUGCGAACAUCGACAAUUUUCUACAAGAAACAAAAGAACGCACUGCCUUCAGAUUACUGCAAACCGUUCAACUCUCAAACCUCAAACGCAUCGUAGUUGAGUUCCUCUAUCCGAUGUUCGUUGCCCAAGAAUCUCAGCUUCAGAACUCCAUCAUUCAAUACAUUCAAUUCCUGAUCUCGAAUCAGAACAUCAGUUACUGGGAAGAACGCUGUGUCAUUCUGGUUGAGGUGAUUCACAACGAAGACAUUAAACUGGACUGCAUCCUGGACAUUCUGAAAGCGUCACCUGUCCCUUGGUCUUCGGUGAUUACCCCACUGGUGAAGUACGCCAACUCGGACCACCCAAUCGCCGGUAGGAUUCUCAUCGAGCAACGUACGCAAAUAGUAAAAAUUAUCAAAGUAAAAUACGACUGGCCCGUUAAAAGUCAAGAUUGUCUCAAGAUGCUGGCCAAACGUGUGCUGAAAAUGCGCGAUGCAAACAUGCUGGUCGACAUUAAGGAACUGACCGAUUCAGCACCGGAAAUCGCCUACGCAGUCGAUAUGGACGUAAUGUUGCGGCUGGCUGAGUAUAAUGAGUUUGUGCCGGCUGUCCGGUACCUCGAGGCACUCAGUGAAAAACGCCGCCAGGAGUGCAGCCAAGGAGUCGUGGAAACUGUUGUUCGAAUGCUCGACAACGGCACUGCUGCGGAUCCGUACACAGACAAUUACAUCGAGUUGUUGCAGCUGCUCAAAUCUCGAUGUCCCGCCAUCAGGCAGUUCGAAGCACAGGAGAUGCUGCAUAUUAUGACCCUCCGCAAGGAGUUCCGUUUGGAGGUUUGCCGAGAGCAGCUCAACAAUGACGACGAUCGCCAGAAAUUACUGCUCAUUGGGAUACAUAAUCUUCUUGUUAAGAUAAAAGAUGAUCGUGAUAUGUUCGUUCCUGCUUUGCUAGGUGGUAUUAAACGCCUGACCCAUGCUCUGAUGUUUGAUCUGCUGGAAGGUCUCUAUGAGGUCUUAAAAUUGAUUGGAAACGUGCAUGUCACUUGCGUCGUGCUGGCAAAGGUUACGGAAAUAAUUGAUCCCGGAAGAGAUUCACAUGAAGCCUUGCACCGUUUGGUAGUGCUACUGUUGGUUCACCAAAUGCGAUACUUCGAGGAGUCCAGCACCAAUUGGGAAUUGGAUCCAUUGGCAUACCCACUGGCGGAUAAGCUGCUGAGGAGCUGUUACGAUGAAACAACAUUCAGCGGAAUCGUCAAGUUGGAAUUGUUGCGUUGGGUUCAAUUGGGAAGCCAUCAUUACGAUGUGGACGUCCUCAAAGAAUACGGGAAACGAACAUCACUGCCUGAGAAAGUGUUCAAGAAGAUUUUUGAAGCUUCAAAUAAUGAGCAACAAGCACCCGCAAGAAAAAGUCACAAAAGGGAUUCCUUGUCCACAUUCGAUAUGAUACAUACGAAGGAUGAUGCGAUGGAAGUUACCAAGCAUUUAGAUGACCAGGAGACGAUUAUUAAAUGCAUUGGCCAGGCACUGAUGGUCAUUGUGGGGAGCUUGAAGACGGAUUGUAUGGAACCACCACACCGAUAUUUCCACGAAUUGAUAGCACCGAUCGACGUACAGGACGUUGCAGACAGUUUUCGAGCGACGUUGGAAUCUCUGAUCAAGCAUAAGAAGUAUCCCGCCGCCAUGAAACUUGUAGAGCUGAUUUUGUCGUAUCAGGAGGAUACGGGAGUUGUCAUUCCAGCUGAUUUCGUUGAGAACUUAAGACGCAAAUCGCUCAAAUUUUUCUUGUCGCAGAAGGAGCCUGACUACAGUAUGGCUGUUUCCAUUCUCUUCCAAUGUACAUCGCGUGAAAAUUGUCUUGAAUACUUACGAACAAACAUGGUCAAUGAGUCCCAAAGGGCUGCAUUCCAUACUUUGCUUGAGUUCUAUUACAUCAAUAUCGGCGACAUGGAGCGGGCAGUUGAAGAAAGAGGUCAUCGCAUGCGGUUCAACUUUUUCUAUGAAUUGUGCAAACUCGAUCCCAGCCUGAAAGCCAAAAAAUCCCUUCCCUUCCACAAUAUAUCAGAUCUUACGAAGGAAAUGAAGAGCAAAGUGUUGAGCGUGGAACUCUUGCGCAAAAUGAGUGAAAACUUUUCGUGGGAUUACCAACAGGUGCUGGUCUCUCAGGUUAUUACUGUGCUUGGCAUGCAAGAGCUCGAGUUCGAAGUACAACAAGAUCCAUUUGGUAAGGAAGUGAUCGUCAUCAAGACGACUGUCGAUGACAUUUUAAAGCAAUGCCAGCCAUAUAUAAAUGAAAUCACAAACCAUGUUCUUUUGAGUACAAAGCUUACCAAUUACCUCGAGCAGAUCAAUUUCUACUUUUACGAAAUGUAUUUAAGUGUGUUGGAAAUUUUCUCGCAAAUCAACAUGAUGCAGGAAGAGUUGAUCGUUUGGGAGAGAACCUUGGUUUAUCUUAGAGACGGGUUAACGUUCAAGCGAAAUCAUCGUGCCGGACAGAUAGAAUUGGACGCGUGGCUAAAACUACAACCAGAUGGCGGUAUGCUUCCCAAGAUCGCAAAAUAUCGUCUUCCAUUCCUGUUGCUGAUUCGCCAUCCACUGAAAAGUCUUCUGAAAGAAGAGAUCACCAUCGAAAAUUAUAAGAAGAUUCUGCUGCUUGUGCAGAUGAAGGCACCCCUGGAGAACAUGGACCCGGUGGAGCUGCAGGACUAUUUUUGUAAAUCUGCCGUUAUCAACUCUAUUUCCGAGUACAAAAUCCAGGCCGAUGAGCUGGCCCCAACCGCCGGGUGGCAUCUGCAACCAGUCAAUAAUGCGUUUCUUCAAUCGAUUCUUCGAGUGGUAGAUUGCGUCUCGGAUCUUUCGUCUAAGCUGUUCAUUUUAUACUAUGUAACGAACAACGCGCCAGAAGGAGCAGAUCAGGUUGAGGCAGCUUACGAGUGCUACAAAUUCGCAUGCCAGCAUGAAGAUGCUCUAUCGGGCAACUCGGACGCUAAGGAUAAAAUGGAGAAAAUUAUUCGCAAAUAUCCUAUCUUCAAAACGCAACAUUUGCUACUACAGUACGGCAUAAACGACGACAAACUGUUUGCGUUGAUCAAGAACCCUCGUGAGUUAAUCAACGCUCUCUACAGCGAAACCGUACAACGGAAGGUGGACAUCAACAGCUUGGUCUGUGAAAUUGCCAAACUUCAUCAGUUGGACAUUGAUGCGAUCCAGGUUAGCUUGAUUCAGAAGUGGCUGUCUAUAUUUGGUUCCAGCAAUGAUUCCGACGGCAACAUGGAAGAGACUUUGUACGAAGAUCACAACAUGUCGAUCGAUGCAUCGGACGUCGACAUAUCCGCUGAUGAGUACGUUGCUCGGGCGCAUUACAUUCUGAAGAGCUGGGACAAAGAGAAGAGCGUAUCAUUCCUUAUCACUCAGCUUUGUACGGGCGACUCCGGAGUAGACGCUAAAAAGCAGUUGCAGAUCUAUGACUGCUUUAGCAAACUGAUCGACGAUCGCUGCAGCGUCUAUGUUGAUGCCUUCAACCCGAACCAGUAUAUCGUAUUAAAAUGCAUUUAUUUCUUGAAGUCGCUUGGAUUUUCGAAUCUAACUGUGAGCAAGUUCGAAGAAACCGAGAAAAUGACUCUUCUUAAGCGGCUUUGGCAAUCGCACGCCACUUCGUCCAAGGGUUUAGAGGUAAUCGCUUAUAUCUGUCUGGGUUACGAGCUCUUUGUACCACAGAUUUGGAACGGAGUGCUCAAACAAAUGGCCCGUACCAAUAUGAUAAGCCAUCUGACGAUGUUGUUGGAUAUCAUAUCGGCACGUGAGCAACUCACAAACUUGGAAGGAUUCCGAAUGGCUUGGGAGGCGAUCAUCAAAGCUCCGUUCAGGAAUGCAAAUCGCGUUCGGUCAUUUGACGAAGAUUCCACACUGGCUAAAUCGUUGAUCCUGCUCCAAAAGUGUCCCAUUUCAUCCUCGUUGAAUCUGCUGGACAUUGCCGAGGUCUGCAUCAAUGCUAACCGAGUUAAUAUGGCGGCCAUUCUGAUUCCCUAUGCUAAUGACGACCAAAAAGAACCGCUCAAGAAGCUUGUUGCCAACAACAUGGAGUCUACGCUACGUCAGCAAAUUCUGGAACUGGAAGAAUACGGAGUAGCUUCUGUUAUAACCAAAGCGGUGUGUAGUGAACUCAACCUGAACAAGUAAUCUCGCAAGUGUAAAGUAUUAGUAAAACCCGGUGAUUUGGAGCCAUUUUGAAGAUAUUUCCUAAAUCUAGACUUAUGCUUUAGUUAUCAUAAAAAUCGUAAGUGCCCAAUUUA
Molecule: messenger RNA, 6387 nt
Organism: Aedes aegypti (yellow fever mosquito)
Lineage: Eukaryota; Metazoa; Arthropoda; Insecta; Diptera; Culicidae
Gene: rod
Exons: 10
Coding region: 179-6274 (2031 amino acids)
Biological process (GO): protein localization to kinetochore involved in kinetochore assembly; mitotic sister chromatid segregation; mitotic spindle assembly checkpoint signaling
Cellular component (GO): RZZ complex; kinetochore microtubule; cytoplasm
Molecular function (GO): small GTPase binding
Source: RefSeq, a predicted model, not a curated record